AUGCCGAACACACCAUCGGCCACCGCCUCGAGCUCAAGAGACGCCUCAAUACAUCCCUCGAUCCCUUCCCACAACAGCAACGACGACUCUGCUGCAACUCUCACCACCACCGACGAUGACUUCACAACACGAGCCGUGCUGGCAGGCCUGCUCAUCGGCUGCCUACUCGCAUUCACCAACCUCUACCUCGGCCUCCAGUCUGGUUGGAUCAGCAUGAUGUCGCUGCAGAGCUCCCUACUCGGCUUCGCGCUUUUUCGCAUCUUUCCUCGACAACUCAAUCUUGCAGGUCGACGCUUUGCUCUCAUGACAACGCCCUUCACGCCCCAGGAAAACGUGCUGGUUCAGACGACGGCGGCAGCGGUUGGGGUGAUGCCGCUCUCGGCGGGACUGGUGGGCGUCAUCCCUGCACUCAAGAAGUUGACUCUGGACAAGGAUGGAAGCGGCCCGAUCGAUCUGGACUUCCUACAUCUGCUGGGUUGGUGCUUUGCGUUGGCCUACUUUGGCGUCUUCUUCGCUUCACCGCUGAGGGAGCCGAUGAUUGUCAAGGAGAAGCUUACGUUUCCAAGCGGGACAGCGACGGCGCAGCUGAUCGGCGUGUUGCAUAACAAGCCGCUGGUCGGGCAGAGUACUUCUGCGAUACCACAGAGGCGAAACCAUGCCGACCACGAAUAUGCAGAAGAGAGCGACGAACGCACCGCGCUGCUGAGCGAACAAGCUCGCAACGACACCGAUGUCGAUGAUGAAAGCAACCGAAAUACGGUCGACAGUGCACAAGGGUGGAGAGCGCUAGCGUGGUCCUUCUCCGGCUCGGCAGGAUUCACCGUCUUGUCGUACUACGUUCCCGUACUGUACGCGAUGCCCUUGUUCGACGUCAUCCCUCCGCACAACCUCGCCUCGAUGUGGGGGUUCUGGUUCACGCCUUCGCUCAACUACAUCGGCCAGGGCAUCAUCAUGGGACUGCCUACAACGGUGAGCAUGACGGCAGGUGCCAUCGUCGGGUGGGCAGUGCUGAGCCCGCUGGCGUACUAUCAAGGCUGGGCAAAAGGCCAUCCGCUGGACUCGGAAGACGGCAGCAAGGGCUGGAUCCUGUGGAUCAGCUUGGCCAUCAUGUGUUCGGAGAGCAUCGUUGGCCUGAUCACAUUGGUAGCCAGUAACGGUAUCCGUGACCUGAAAAGCUUGACAACAGCCAGCAGGCAGCGGCGACAGCAUCUUGACGGCAUCGGUGGGAACGAUGCUGAGCAAGACGAGGCAGAUUCUGACCACGAAUCGCCGCAUCGGAAUACUCCCAAGACGUGGGUGAUCAGCGGUCUGAUAGGCUCUACGCUGGUAGCUGUGGUGCUCAUCUACCUCUCGUUUGGCGCAGAAGGCAUCUCGCCAUGGGCGACGUUGCUAGGCAUCGUACUGGCAUCAUUGUUUGCCAUUUUGGGUGUUCGUGCGCUCGGCGAGACGGACCUGAACCCCGUAUCAGGGAUCGGCAAGAUCUCGCAGCUCAUCUUUGCGGUGGUUCAGCCCGGCAACGUCGUCGCCAACCUGAUCGCGGGUGGUAUCUCGGAAGCUGGUGCGAUGCAAGCCGGCGACCUGAUGCAGGACUACAAGACGGGGCAUCUGGUCGGUGCCUCGCCGAGAUCGCAAUUCAAAGGGCAGCUGAUCGGAAGCACGCUUGGCAUCUUGAUAAGCAGCUUCGCGUAUAAGCUGUAUACGAAUGCCUAUGAGAUUCCGGGCCCGCAAUUCCCUGCUCCGACGGCGGCAGUAUGGCUCAACCUGGCGAGACUGGUGAAUCAUGGACACUUGCCGGAAAAAGUCAACGUGUUCAUGAUCGGGUUCGGAGCGGUGUUUGCGGUGACGGGAGUGAUCAAGACGCUGGCACGAAGCAAGGCGUUGCGCCAGGAGGGGCAGGUGGGGACAAGUGCCGCUGCCAAAGUGGCCAAGCUGGUGCCGAGCGGCAUCGCAUUUGCUGUUGGGAUGCUCAAUACGCCCAACUUUUCACUGGCUCGUCUGGUGGGUGGACUGAUCGCGCACUGGUACUACUCGAGACUGAACUCGACUUCGAGCAAAGCGGCAUCAGCGAUGACAGGCAUCGGCAUCAUUAUCGUGGCGAGUGGAUUCGUGCUGGGUGAAGGGGCAGCGAGUAUCGUGACGCUGCUGCUGAAGCAGAAUGGUGCUCAAGCGUGGACUUGUGCGGGAUGCCGAGGAGGAUGUGCUGGCGGAUGCUCGUAG
Molecule: messenger RNA, 2217 nt
Organism: Pseudozyma hubeiensis SY62
Lineage: Eukaryota; Fungi; Basidiomycota; Ustilaginomycetes; Ustilaginales; Ustilaginaceae
Exons: 1
Coding region: 1-2217 (738 amino acids)
Cellular component (GO): fungal-type vacuole membrane
Molecular function (GO): oligopeptide transmembrane transporter activity
Source: RefSeq, a predicted model, not a curated record